Molecule: messenger RNA, 660 nt
Organism: Aspergillus pseudonomiae
Lineage: Eukaryota; Fungi; Ascomycota; Eurotiomycetes; Eurotiales; Aspergillaceae
Exons: 2
Coding region: 1-660 (219 amino acids)
Source: RefSeq, a predicted model, not a curated record
AUGUAUUACUCGCUUUUGCGGGGCCUAGCUACCUUUACCUCCCUUACCCACCCACUCACUGACGCACUGCAUAUACCCAGCUUUUCUUCUCUCCUCCUGGCGAAAUCCUCUGGGCUGCUUAAAAAGGCCCUCCGCAGUCUAUCGAAGUUUGGCUCGGGAAGCCGUGUCAAGAAGAAGCAGCACGUCCUGUUUAAGGCGAUCUGGAACCCGCCCGUGAACUUCGAUCAGCUUGUGCGCGAUGCCAAGAAGUAUAACUUGAAAGACGUGUGGCAGGAUGCUGCAAAUCUUGUCGAAAGCUCCGGGGAACUGGAGCGAUCCCUCGCUCUUGUCGAGAAACCCGAGAAUUUUGCGCCUUUGACGGAGAUCGACCUUCCCUGGCCCGGCUCCUGGAUUCCUGUUCUACAAUGGCAGACCAGAGUUCUCGAGUUCUGCAAGAGGAAGCCGCCCCCCCCCCCCCCCCCCACGCUAGAAACACCUUCAACUGGCACAAGGUCUCAGAUCGGAAAGAGGAAACGUGAUACGAUCCGCAUGCAAGAAACCGCGGAGCUUGUGGGUUGGCUAAAGAAGUCAUACGCGCCGUGGAAUGAGCAUUUCAAUGGGCAAAUUCCUCUGCACGCCGAGCUCAGCAAGAACCUCAUUCCCCACAGGGGGGGCGUCUAG